UCAGGCAGCUUCAACGAAUACUGCCCAACUUUCCGCUAUUCUGCGCCGGGUGCACACUAUUACUCCCCCAUCUCUGCCCCUCUCUCUCUCUCUCUCUUGGCCUGUAGCUUUCUCGGUUGCGUAUACACACUGCCUUUUAGCUGUGAAGAUUGAGAGGCUCUCCCACACUCACAUUCACACUCGCAGUGGUUACUAACCAUUCGUCAUCUGCAGAGACACCUUUACUAUUUUUUAAGAGCCACAUUUGCUUACUUUGUCAGUGGAUCUCUCUUUCGGAGCACUUCAUUCGCUACCAAUCAACCGACUUUCAUUCAUCUCCAUCUCCUGCUAGAGAAGGAUCCCAUUACCAUGGAUUUGACUACAUUCCACUACUGGUCUUCACUGCUUUUCAUCUCGGUAGUAGGCAUUGUUGUGUUUCCUGCAAUGGUGGCUUCAAUUGGGGUAAACUACGGCCAAAUAGCCAACAAUCUGCCGUUACCACAAAACGUAGUGCCGCUUGUCAAAUCAAUUGGAGCCACAAAGGUGAAGCUGUACGACGCAGAUCCACGGGUGCUCAAAGCAUUUGCCAACUCCGGCGUGGAAUUCAUGGUGGGUCUGGGGAACGAGUACUUGGCGAAGAUGAAGGACCCGGACAAGGCCCAAGCUUGGGUCAAGACCAACGUCCAGGCCUUCCUCCCCGCGACGAAAAUCACCGCCAUCUUUGUCGGCAACGAAGUCCUCACUUUCAACGACAGUUCCCUCACGGGAAACCUCCUUCCGGCGAUGCAGAACGUGCACACUGCGCUCGUGAACCUGGGUUUGGACAAGCAAGUGAGCGUGACCACCGCACACUCGUUGGCCAUUCUGGAGACCUCGUACCCACCAUCCGCCGGAGCUUUUCGCCGGGAUCUGGUAAACUGUAUAGCUCCCAUCCUCAAUUUCCACUCCAAGACCUGCUCGCCAUUCUUGAUUAACGCCUACCCUUUCUUCGCCUACAAAGCGAGUCCCAAGCAGAUCCCGCUAGAAUUCGUGCUGUUCGAGCAAAACGCAGGUGUGGUGGACCCUUCCACGAGCCUCCACUACGACAACAUGCUGUUCGCCCAGAUUGACGCGGUGUACGCGGCGCUGGGUGCCUUGGGGUACAAGAAGCUGCCGGUGCACCUAUCGGAGACGGGGUGGCCGUCGAGAGGGGACGGGGACGAGGCCGGCGCCUCCCCGGAGAACGCCAAGAAGUACAAUGGGAAUCUCAUUAAGCUGAUGACGGAGCCGAAGAAGAAGGGCACGCCCAUGAGGCCCAGCUCGGAGCUGAACAUCUACGUCUUCGCUUUGUUCAACGAGAACAUGAAGCCUGGUCCUACUUCGGAGAGGAACUACGGCUUGUUUAAGCCCGAUGGGACGCCCGCGUACUCGCUUGGGAUUGCCAUGAACGACGGUUCUAGCAAUGCUACCACUUUUGGUGGCUCUUCUCCUGGGACUUCCGGUACCCAACCCUCCACGCCGGCGAGUUCUUCUACCGGUUAUUUGUCCAUUUCUUCUUCUUCUUCUAUGGAAAGAUGGCAAUUGGGUAUUGGCCCGCUAUUCUUUUUCUUCGUGUAUAUGAUGAUGCAAUUGGUUGUCUAUUAAAGUGGGACGAGCGGGGAGCGUUGGAUAUUGCUUUCAACCGCCUAGUAUGCUGCUAGAAAAAAGGAGGAGAGCCGUUAAAAGCAAGAGAAUAAAACAAGACAGAGAGGCAGCUUCGGACUUAGGAAAAGGUCUCAAAAAUCCUGCCUUGUUUUCUUUGCUUGUACGCGACUAUGUUCUGGGAAUCAUCAUCUUCAUCAAAGUUCAAACCAAAGUGCUGACAUGAAAAUUCCCCAAUGGAGGGGGGGGAGCCUACACAGAAAAGCCUGAUGCAAUCGGGCCCUUUUACCACCCCCCCCCCCCCCACUUUAACAUUUUCUUUGAUUUGAUCAAUAAUGGAGUGUAGGGUAGCGUAGGGUUGAUCGAGGAUUGUGGUUGGAUCAUUUGGUGGUGGUCUGUACUUUUUCCUCUUUUUCGUUGGCACUGAGCUGUAGCUUUCUCCGCUUUCUUUUUUGUUGUUGUUGCAGGCGGAUCUGUCUCGGUAUAACAAUUAUUUUAAGGCGUUAGGCAAUGGUUGUUGAUGAAGAGUUUGGUAGGUUUAAAGAGAUGGACCGCAUUUUAUAGAAUAGCCUUAGCUUAUAUUAUUCAAAAGAUGUUUGUUGUGUCCUUUUCCA
Messenger RNA from Corylus avellana, 2213 nucleotides. Its product is annotated as Glycosyl hydrolase superfamily protein. Gene Ontology annotation, molecular function: hydrolase activity, hydrolyzing O-glycosyl compounds. NCBI's taxonomy places the organism in Eukaryota, Viridiplantae, Streptophyta, Magnoliopsida, Fagales, Betulaceae. Gene Ontology annotation, biological process: carbohydrate metabolic process. The record is from RefSeq and is a predicted model, not a curated record.